Eleginops maclovinus (Patagonian blennie) is the source of this 2800-nucleotide messenger RNA. It is a transcript of the gene nr5a2, whose product is annotated as nuclear receptor subfamily 5, group A, member 2. The record is from RefSeq and is a predicted model, not a curated record. Gene Ontology annotation, molecular function: zinc ion binding; RNA polymerase II cis-regulatory region sequence-specific DNA binding; nuclear receptor activity. NCBI's taxonomy places the organism in Eukaryota, Metazoa, Chordata, Actinopteri, Perciformes, Eleginopidae. Gene Ontology annotation, cellular component: RNA polymerase II transcription regulator complex. The transcript has 8 exons. Bases 469 to 2037 code for a protein of 522 amino acids. Gene Ontology annotation, biological process: tissue development; regulation of transcription by RNA polymerase II; hormone-mediated signaling pathway.
CACCGAUUCCGGCUUUACUCACAAGAGGGGGCGGUCCCGUUGGCACGUUCUAUUCUGCUAAAGGCUGAAGUUACCCUUAAGGUCCCACUUUAAUGGGUUACGCGCUAAAAAAGACUUUUGGAAGAGCUACAGGGAAAUUUACCACCGUAUCUUAUUCCGGACACUGCAGUUUUCUCGUUUGAGUAAGACUGACUAACUCAGCGUGAACUGUCCCUAAUAAGUACCUAACAAACCACGCGUCUGUGGUUUGCGUUUUAUUGCUAUUUUGUGCGCAAGUGCAAUUUUUGAGAAAUUAAAUAAGCAAACGUAAAUUAAAUUAGACACGCACGGGCUAUGCAGCCCGGCCGUUUGAAGACAGCCUGACUCGUUUGAAUCAGGCUUCAUAUUCGCAGCAUAUUCCAAUAAUUGGAAGACAGAGGUGUCCCGCGGAGCGGUGCGGACUCUGCAGCUCAGGCCGGCAGCGCUGACAUGCUGCCUAAAGUCGAUACGGAAUCCCUGGGACUCUCUCGAUCGUAUGGCGAACAACGGCGCAUGCCAAGGAAUAUGCAAGCCCACCAGUUAAAAAUGAUGGACUACUCCUAUGACGAAGACUUGGACGAGAUGUGCCCCGUGUGUGGAGACAAGGUUUCAGGCUAUCACUACGGACUACUGACCUGCGAGAGCUGCAAGGGCUUCUUCAAGCGCACCGUCCAGAACAACAAGCGCUACACAUGUAUAGAGAACCAGAGCUGCCAGAUUGACAAGACCCAGAGGAAGCGCUGCCCGUACUGCCGCUUCCAAAAGUGCCUCACCGUCGGCAUGAAGCUAGAAGCUGUUCGGGCGGACCGCAUGCGUGGCGGUCGCAACAAGUUUGGCCCGAUGUACAAACGGGACCGAGCCCUCAAGCAGCAGAAGAAGGCUCUGAUCCGAGCCAACGGCCUGAAGAUUGAGGCCAUGACUCAGGUGAUGCAAGCCGUGCCCACUGACCUCACCAUCUCCUCAGCCAUCCAGAACAUCCACUCGGCCGCAUCCAAGGGCCUUCCACUAAGCCACCACCCUGGCCACCACACCGGUCACCACCACCACCACCACCACCAUCAUGCCACUGCCCUGCCCCCCACAGACUAUGAUCGCAGUCUAUUCGUCACUUCGCCAGUCAGCAUGACUAUGCCCCCACACGCCGGCAGCCUGCAGGGUUACCAGGCGGCCUACGGACACUUCCAAGGCACACGCACCAUCAAGUCAGAGUACCCAGACCCGUACACCAGCUCGCCGGAGUCCAUCAUGGGCUAUGCCUAUGUCGAUGCCUACCAAACUGGCUCGCCACCCAGCUUUCCUCACUUGAUCGUAGAGCUGCUCAAGUGUGAGCCAGAUGAGCCGCAGGUACAGGCCAAGAUCAUGGCCUACCUUCAGCAGGAGCAGGCCAGCCGAGGCAAACACGAGAAGCUCAACACCUUCGGCCUCAUGUGCAAAAUGGCCGACCAGACUCUCUUCUCCAUCGUAGAGUGGGCACGCAGCAGCAUCUUCUUCCGUGAGCUCAAGGUGGACGACCAGAUGAAGUUGCUGCAGAACUGUUGGAGUGAACUUCUCAUCCUCGACCACGUCUUUCGGCAGGUGAUGCACGCAAAGGAGGGCUCCAUCCUAUUGGUCACUGGCCAGCAGGUGGACUAUGCAGUGAUUGCUUCACAGGCGGGAGCCACCCUCAACAACCUGUUGAGCCAUGCCCAGGAGCUGGUGGCCAAGCUACGCUCUCUCCAGCUAGACCAACGGGAGUUUGUCUGCCUCAAGUUCCUGGUCCUCUUCAGCCUGGAUGUCAAGAACCUUGAGAACUUUCAUCUAGUAGAGAGUGUCCAGGAGCAGGUCAACGCAGCGCUGCUGGACUACGUCAUGUGUAACUAUCCGCAACAAACGGACAAGUUUGGCCAGCUGCUCCUCCGGCUGCCUGAGAUCCGAGCCAUCAGCCUGCAGGCCGAAGAAUACCUUUACUACAAACACCUGAACGGGGAUGUGCCCUGCAACAAUCUGCUCAUUGAAAUGCUUCAUGCAAAGAGAGCUUAAGAGAGGACUGCACCACACGUAAUGCAGCUGUGCAAACAAUUUCAGUUCCGCUGCUGCAAAUAACUGAACCUCCAUCUCAGAGUGGACUGAGUGAUGACCUGGAGGAUGGAGAGCAGAGAUUGUUAGCAACUUUUGUUUAUAUAAAGCUCAUUUUGAUUUUGAAGUUACAACUUGGAAUACAGAUCUGGAUAAACACACAAGCACAGAGACAAAUAAUGUGUAAACACUAACAGUAUAUGGAUCCUUUUAUUCUAUUAAAAAAAAAGUCUGAAAGAAAAGCCUCUUCUCCUCCACAAAAAAGACAAUAUUAAAAGUAAGAGGAGAAAAACACUUGAAACAAAUGUGGCUCAAGAUGGGAUCCAAUCAUCUGGAAAAGAACACAUUAUCAGGCUGGCAGGUUGAAACUUAAGAAAUAACCACUCUUAAAUGUUUGAGCACUGUGGACAUUUUGAGAUGCCAUUUGUGCUAAGACAGGAAGCUGAGAAACACCACCUAUCUUUCGGACAGACAGCUUUGUGACUAGAGCGGUGGCUUUUUUGGUCGAUGAUCCUCCGAAUGCUCUCUCACUGAAACCAGCUUUUAGCUGUUGUUGGUACUGUAAAGAUGAACGGACAGCCAGUCAACCAGGCCAAAGACUCUAACUUACUAUCACAUCUGUUUUUUGAACUCACAAAACACGCCUGCCACGGCAGCUUGAUCUGACUGAGGGACGAACUGAAAAAAAAAAAAGUCUAAAAAAGAAACAGUCUUUAUUGAACAAAAU